UGGUGAUAAGCUUCAGGCCAAAAAGCUCUCUCUCUCAGAUCCAACUCUCUUCUCUUUCCUCUCAUCUCUCUCUCAUUCUUCUCCAGCGUUCGAUCACUCUCUUCUACAAAAACAAUCCCACCAAUCCCCUUUCUCCUUCUCCCUCUCUCUCCUCAACGCGCGGCAAAUACAAAACUAACAAAACCACAGCCUCUUAACCUCCACUCUCUGUCCACAGGUUACUCUCACAUUCUGUGAAUUUUCUUCCAUGGUGGACCUAGGGUUCCAAUUUCGGCCAUUCAUUCUUUCCUCACCGACUAUAUAUGUAUUAAUGCAUUUGUGUGCAUGUGUGUGACAUGGUUUUUAUAGAUCGGUAAAUAUAAGUCUGUGUAACCGUGUGAAUGCAGUGAUCUAGGGUUUUUUCUUGGGGUGGGGAUGGCGGAGGCUCCGACAAGUCCAGCGGGUGGGAGUCACGAGAGCGGUGGCGAUCAGAGCCCACGCUCGGCGGGGGUGCGCGAGCAGGACCGCUAUUUACCGAUCGCGAACAUCAGUAGAAUCAUGAAGAAAGCGUUGCCAGCCAACGGCAAGAUCGCCAAGGACGCCAAGGACACCAUGCAGGAAUGCGUCUCCGAAUUCAUCAGCUUCAUCACCAGCGAGGCGAGCGAUAAGUGCCAGAAGGAGAAGAGGAAGACCAUUAACGGCGAUGAUUUGUUGUGGGCAAUGGCAACGUUAGGGUUUGAGGACUAUAUCGAGCCACUUAAGGUGUACCUAGCUAGGUACAGAGAGUUAGAGGGUGAUUCCAAAGGAUCUGCUAGGGGUGGAGAUGCAUCUGUUAAAAGGGAUGUGGUUGGUGGUCUUGCCGCUCAAAAUCCACAGUUUGCUGAUGCUGAAGGUUAA
Juglans microcarpa x Juglans regia is the source of this 876-nucleotide messenger RNA. RefSeq names its product nuclear transcription factor Y subunit B-1-like. The coding region runs from base 415 to 876 and encodes 153 amino acids. Gene Ontology annotation, molecular function: protein heterodimerization activity; RNA polymerase II cis-regulatory region sequence-specific DNA binding; DNA-binding transcription activator activity, RNA polymerase II-specific. NCBI's taxonomy places the organism in Eukaryota, Viridiplantae, Streptophyta, Magnoliopsida, Fagales, Juglandaceae. Gene Ontology annotation, cellular component: nucleus; CCAAT-binding factor complex. The record is from RefSeq and is a predicted model, not a curated record. The transcript is spliced from 5 exons. Gene Ontology annotation, biological process: regulation of transcription by RNA polymerase II.